AUGCCGCCCAAGCAGGCUACUCUUGGCCGGUUCUUCGGGAAACAAAACGGCAACGCAGCAAAGCAGCAAUCGAAGCUAUCUUUUUCAACAAAGCCGAAGGUCGAGAAGAAAGAUGCGGAGCUAACAGAGGAGCCCAAGUCAUCACCCGACGAAGUGAAGAAGGAGCAAAAUGGCGAGAUUGAGUCCGAGACGGAUAUCAAGGACGAGUUAAAUGGAGAUGCGAUGGAGGUGGAAAGCCCUGCCUCUGAGGCUGGGAAGAAGAGACCAGUCAAGGAAGAGGAUGAAGAUUCAGAGGAUGAGCCUCCGACAAAGCGGCAACGAAGGAAACCAGUCGAGGAGACUGCAAAGACCAAGAUAUCCAAGGCCGCGCCGAAGAAGGCCGAUAAAGCACCAGCAAAGUUAAAGAAGCCGGCUGCAAAAGCUAAAGUUGUAGAUCCAGAAGACGAGGAGAAGGCAACGAACCCAGCCCCCGCUGCCAAAGGCAAGGGAGUCAAAAAGUCGCCCGCCUUAGAGGACGAUGCCGAUGCAGGAGCAAAGGAGGAUGAGGAUGAAGUUCUAAGCUCUGAAGAAGAGCCUGAAGAGGUCAAGACGAAGGCUCGAAAGAAGAUUCAGACUACAUUGACGUCUACGACGAAAGACCUAUAUCCCGAUUGGAAACCUGGCGAGCCAGUACCAUAUGCCGCGCUCUGCACCACCUUUUCGAAGAUUGAGAUGACUACAAAACGACUCGAGAUCCUUGCACAUUGUUCACUCUUUCUACGACAAGUACUGCGCCUGACACCAUCAGAUUUGCUACCGACUGUCAUGCUCAUGGUCAACAAGCUCGCUGCCGAUUAUGCCGGGAUUGAACUCGGUAUUGGCGAAUCGUUGAUCAUGAAGGCGGUCUCGGAGAGUACCGGACGAAGUUUGCAGCACAUCAAGAGCGACCAGAACGAGGUUGGUGAUUUGGGCCUUGUGGCUGCGAAAAGUCGAUCAAAGCAGCCGACCAUGUUCAAACCCAAGGCUUUGACCAUCGAGGGCGUGCGGAAAGGCUUGAUGGGAAUUGCCAUUGUCGAAGGACAGGGUGCACAAGGACGAAAGGUCGAUGGUAUCAAGAAGCUACUUUCAGCAGCAGAUGCGCAUAAUGUUGGAAAGCAUGUUGAUAUUGAAAAAGACAAGGGUGGUCCAAGUGAAGCCAAGUUCAUUGUGCGAACAUUGGAGGGCAAGCUCCGACUAGGACUUGCAGAGAGGACGGUCGUGGUCGCAGUAGCUCAGGCUAUGAUCUUCCACGAGAUGUCGCAAGGCGGCAAAACACCAUCAACAACAGAUCUUGCCCAAGCCGAAUCGAUGCUGAAGACCGUCUACAGCGAGCUUCCAAGCUAUGAAGUCAUCAUUCCGGCCAUGCUUGAACAUGGCGUCAUGAACCUACGAGAGAACUGUCGACUGCAGCCCGGUGUGCCGCUCAAACCUAUGCUUGCCAAGCCGACAAAGUCCAUUACAGAAGUACUUGAUCGCUUCGAAGGCAAGGACUUCACUUGCGAAUACAAGUACGACGGAGAGCGAGCCCAGAUACAUUUUGUUGCGCAUGACGCCGACAUGGAGUUGGCAACGGCGGCGCCUUCUGCUGGUAAGAGUGAUCGCGGUGUCUCGAAUAUCUUCUCGAGGAACUCGGAAGACUUGUCGAAGAAGUACCCUGAUAUCCUUGCUAAGCUGCCUACAUGGGUCAAGGAGGGCACCAAGAGCUUCGUGCUAGACUGUGAGACUGUUGCUUGGGACAUGGUGGAGAAGAAAGUCUUGCCGUUUCAGCAGCUCAUGACGCGGAAGAGAAAGGAUGUCAAGGUCGAGGAUGUCAAGGUCAAAGUCUGCGUUUUUGCCUUCGACAUCCUCUAUCUCAAUGGCGAGGCACUCGUCAACAAACCCUUCCGUGAGCGUCGUGAACACCUCAACGAAGCCUUCAUCUCAGUCGAGGGCGAAUUUGCUUUGGCGAAAUAUGGCAACACCAACGAACUGGAAGAAAUCCAAAUCCUUCUCGAAGACUCUAUAAAAGAAGGCUGUGAAGGCCUCAUGGUAAAAAUGCUGGACGGUCCAGAGUCCUCCUAUGAACCCUCAAAACGCUCCCAAAACUGGCUCAAAGUAAAAAAGGACUACCUCUCCGGCAUUGGCGACUCCCUCGACCUUGUCGUCCUCGGCGCCUACUACGGUAAAGGUAAGCGCACGAACUGGUACGGCGCCUUCCUCCUCGCCUGCUACAAUCCCAAUACGCAGAACUACGAAUCAGUUUGCAACAUUGGCACCGGCUUCUCCGAAGCUAUCCUCGAAACACUACACACCCAACUCUCCGCCAUCGUCAUCGACCGCCCGAAACCGUUUUACACACAUUCCUCUGGCAACAAGGACCAGCCUGAUGUGUGGUUUGAGCCGAGAUAUGUGUGGGAGGUCAAGACUGCAGACCUCACUCUCUCGCCGCGUUACAGAGCUGCUGCUGAUGAGGUCUCUGGCGGCGGUAAGGGGGUCUCAUUGAGGUUUCCAAGAUUUAUCAAGGAGAGAGACGAUAAGAAGACGGAGGAGGCGAGCACGAGUAGGAUGAUCGCGGAGAUGUAUUCGAGGCAGGAGAGCGUUAGUAAGACGAAGGGGCCGAGUGUUGAUGACGACUUUGAGUAUUAA
This is a messenger RNA of Cucurbitaria berberidis CBS 394.84, 2643 nucleotides long. RefSeq names its product ATP-dependent DNA ligase. Gene Ontology annotation, biological process: lagging strand elongation; DNA repair; DNA recombination. The record is from RefSeq and is a predicted model, not a curated record. Gene Ontology annotation, molecular function: DNA ligase (ATP) activity; ATP binding; DNA binding. The coding region runs from base 1 to 2643 and encodes 880 amino acids. The transcript has 4 exons. Gene Ontology annotation, cellular component: nucleus; mitochondrion. Lineage: Eukaryota; Fungi; Ascomycota; Dothideomycetes; Pleosporales; Cucurbitariaceae.